UUCGGAAGUAUAUAAAUCGCUGGGAUGGGGAGGGUGCUGGGUCUAGUUUUGUGGCUUAAUGGCGAGCACAGGCAACAGAGCUAUACUACACAAGGUUGAUCCAAAUUAUACGGGGAUUGGAAAACUGGAACUGGCUAGCAGGCCGAUUCCCGAGGCGCUUCCAGGCAAGGUUGUUAUCCACCUUCUUUUGAGGCCCAUCAAUCCGACGGAUCUUACUUCCCCUCUAAGUCGCCAUGGCCGUCCUGUUUCCACGCCAGGCUCGGAAGGAUACGGGAUAGUUCAUGCUAUUGGAGAUGGAGUUACCAAAGUGAAGCCGGGGCAGAGGGUGGUGCCGUUUGUAUGGGAGUCAGCGAUUGAGAGCGGUGAUGGUUCGUGGCAAGAGUAUGUUUGUGUGAGAGAAAGCAUGCUCACUUUGGUGCCGGACUCCGUCUCCGACGAGGUGGCAGCGCAGUUUGUCCUGAAUCCGUGGACUGCUGUUGGUUUGAUGAGAGACCUUCAUGUCCCCGAGGGCGAUUUUAUGCUGCAAACAGCUGCCGGUUCCAUGCUUGGAAGGCUUGUGAUCCAGCUAGCCAAGCACAAGGGGAUCAAGACAAUCAAUGUUGUCCGACGGGAAGAGCAGAAAGAAGAGCUCAAGGCACUCGGGGCCGACGAAGUGAUUUGUUCUACAACCGAAGAUGUUGUUGCGAGAGUCAAGGAGAUUACAAGUAAUAAGCUCGUGUAUGGAGCUUUGGAUUGCGUUGGUGGAGACAUGACCAAGAUUGUGACAGGAUGCGUGAGAAGAAAAGGAACGGUGUUUCUGUAUGGCGUUCUCUCCGGCACGGAAGCCACCAUAAACAUCUAUGAUCUGCUCCGGCAAGUGGAGAUCAAAGGCUGGCUCGUGAUGAAUUACUGGGACUCUGUGGAGCACAGAGACGCUUUCAUCAGCGAGGCGUGGAGGCUUUUCGAAGCGAAGGUCUUUCAGCUCUCGCCGUGCAAGAGAUACGAGCUCUCGGACGUCGAGGAGGCCCUCAAAGGCGUGGGAAAAGGCGGUGGAGGUACCAAAGUACUUCUAGAAACCAAACUUUGAGAAAACGUUUUGCUCGUAUGAUCUGUGCCUUGGAAUAAAGAAUUUUUCACUGUUGUGUGUUCUAAA
This is a messenger RNA of Selaginella moellendorffii, 1132 nucleotides long. RefSeq names its product enoyl-[acyl-carrier-protein] reductase, mitochondrial. The record is from RefSeq and is a predicted model, not a curated record. The transcript has 5 exons. Gene Ontology annotation, molecular function: oxidoreductase activity. Bases 59 to 1066 code for a protein of 335 amino acids. NCBI's taxonomy places the organism in Eukaryota, Viridiplantae, Streptophyta, Lycopodiopsida, Selaginellales, Selaginellaceae.